Messenger RNA from Anas platyrhynchos (mallard), 2842 nucleotides. It is a transcript of the gene HSPA12B, whose product is annotated as heat shock protein family A (Hsp70) member 12B. The record is from RefSeq and is a predicted model, not a curated record. Lineage: Eukaryota; Metazoa; Chordata; Aves; Anseriformes; Anatidae.
AGCGGCAGAGCCCUCGGAACUGCUGCUGCUGCACAAUUUGCCCCGAGCCAUCGCUGGGAGCCGCUGGCACCCUCCCUGGCAGGGGCUGCGGGGUCUGCCGGGAAGGCGAGGCCGCGAUGGCGACGCUGCUGGAGCCCGGCGUGCGCAGCCAGCGAGUGGGUGCCGACGGGGAGCAGUGCCCCACGCCGUCCCCCCCCGGCUCCCCGGGGACGCACCACGACAGCUGCAGCAUCGCCCCGCUGACGCCCUCCCAGUCCCCGAGGAGCGAGGCGCGCGCCCUGCAGAGCCCCUCCUUCGCCGUGGUGGUGGCCAUCGAUUUCGGCACCACGUCCAGCGGCUACGCCUUCAGCUUCUGCAGCGACCCCGAGGCCAUCCACAUGAUGAGGAAAUGGGAAGGAGGGGACCCGGGGGUGGCCAACCAGAAGACCCCCACCAGCCUGCUGCUGACGCCGGAGGGCGGCUUCCACAGCUUCGGCUACACCGCCAGGGACUACUACCACGACCUCGACCCCGAGGAGGCCCGCGACUGGCUCUACUUCGAGAAGUUUAAGAUGAAAAUCCACAGCACCAGCGACCUCACCAUGAAAACCGAGCUGGAAGCUGUGAACGGGCAGAAAAUGCCAGCCCUGGAGGUGUUCGCCCACGCGCUCCGCUUCUUCAAGCAGCACGCCGUGCAGGAGCUGCAGGAGCAGUGCCCGGCGCUGCCGGAGCAGGGUGCCGUGCGCUGGGUGAUCACCGUGCCCGCCAUCUGGAAGCAGCCGGCCAAGCAGUUCAUGCGGGAGGCUGCCUACAAGGCCGGGCUGGUGUCCCCAGAGAGCCCGGAGCAGCUGCUGAUCGCGCUGGAGCCCGAGGCCGCCUCCAUCUACUGCAGGAAGCUGCGGCUGCACCAGCUGGUGGAGCUGAGCUGCAGGGCCCCCCCCAACGGGCUGGGCCCCCACCGCGACAUCGACUCCAGCUUCAGGCAGGCCCGUGAGCAGCUGCGGCGGUCCCGGCACAGCCGAACCUUCCUGGUGGAGUCGGGCGUCGGGGAGCUGUGGGCCGAGAUGCAGGCGGGUGACCGGUACAUCGUGGCGGACUGCGGCGGGGGCACCGUGGACCUGACCGUGCACCAGAUCGAGAAGCCGCAGGGGACCCUCAAGGAGCUCUACAAAGCCUCGGGGGGUCCGUACGGCGCCGUGGGGGUGGACCUGGCCUUCGAGCGGCUGCUGUGUCACAUCUUUGGGGACGAUUUCAUCGCCACCUUCAAGGCCAAGCGCCCGGCCGCCUGGGUGGACCUCACCAUCGCCUUCGAGGCGCGCAAGCGAGCAGCGGCCCCAUCCCGCGCCAGCCCCCUCAACAUCUCCCUGCCCUUCUCCUUCAUCGACUUCUACCGCAAGCACCGGGGCCAGAACGUGGAGACGGCGCUCAAAAAGAGCAACGUGAAUUUCGUCAAGUGGUCGUCGCAGGGGAUGCUGCGCAUGUCCCCGGAGGCCAUGAGCGAGCUCUUCCAGCCCACCAUCACCCAGAUCAUCAACCACAUCGACGCCCUCCUGAAGAAGCCCGAGGUGCAAGGCAUCAAAUUCCUCUUCCUGGUGGGGGGCUUCGCCGAGUCGCCCAUGCUGCAGCACGCCGUGCAGGCCGCCUUCGGCGCCGCGUGCCGCGUGGUCAUCCCGCAGGACGUGGGGCUCACCAUCCUGAAGGGCGCCGUGCUCUUCGGCCUCGACCCCACCAUCGUCCGCGUGCGGCGCUCCCCCCUCACCUACGGCGUGGGGGUGCUCAAUAAGUUCGUGGAGGGCAAGCACCCGCGGGAGAAGCUGCUGGUGAAGGAAGGCAAGAACUGGUGCACCGACAUCUUCGAGAAAUUCGUCUCCGUCGAUCAGUCGGUGGCGCUGGGGGAGGUGGUGCAGCGCAGCUACUGCCCGGCGCGCCCCGGCCAGCGCAAAACCAUCAUCAACAUCUACUGCAGCGCCGCGGACGACGUGGUUUACAUCACCGACCCCGGCGUGCGAAAGUGCGGCACCGUCAGCCUGGAGCUGCCGCAGCUUGGGGAGGGGGGGGGACACGACGGUGACACCGGUUCCCCCGCUGCCCGCCGCGAAAUCCGCGCCGCCAUGCAGUUUGGGGACACGGAGAUCAAGGUGACGGCCGUGGACAUGAGCACCUCCAAGACGGUGCGGGCCACCAUCGAUUUCCUCUCCAACUGAUGCGCCCAGCUCGGUGGGGCUGAGCAGGGGGCACCCUGGGGGGGGCAAGACCCAAGCGCUCCCCCCUCGCCGUGCCAAGAGGUCACCGUCACCCCGCGGGGCGCCCCGAUGCUGAGAAUCGCUCCCCAAAAAAAAAAAGGGCUGAGGGGCUGAAUUCAGAAGGCAUAAAGCCAGCCCUGGCACGGCCCCCAGCACCCAGGGAGGGGUCUGGGGCUGCCCCCCCCCGCUGCUGGAGCCCAAAUUUCUGUAUUUUUACUGCUCCUCGCUGCGGGUGCCACGCUGAGCCCCGGGGACGCAGCGUGCGGGAAGGAGCCCCGCACCCAGCCUGGGGCUGCCUGGAAAUGCAUCGCCCCCCCCCCCCGCCACCCCCCCCCUCAUCCCCUGGCUGCCCACACACCAACAAACACAUCCUCACCCCCCCCGGGAGUCUGAGGGCUGCAGGGAAAGGGGGGGCACCCCCCCUCCACCCCCCCUCUGUGGGUUUUAAUCGUAUUUAGGAGAGAAAAUUGCCCGUGAGGGGGGAAGGAGCGCGGGGGGGGGGCGCAGACAGGCUGAGCUCUGGCACGGUUAAACUGACAUUUAUUAGUUACCUCUAUAGAUACUAUUUUUUCUUUUUUUGUACUUAAAAACCCGCCCGCACGCGGCCAUGUAUGUAUAUA